This is a messenger RNA of Rhodofomes roseus, 1203 nucleotides long. RefSeq lists its product as uncharacterized. The record is from RefSeq and is a predicted model, not a curated record. The transcript has 14 exons. Bases 117 to 1148 code for a protein of 343 amino acids. NCBI's taxonomy places the organism in Eukaryota, Fungi, Basidiomycota, Agaricomycetes, Polyporales, Fomitopsidaceae.
UAAUCAUUGGGUCGCACUGCGUCUUCGCAUAAAGAUGCGGUGCACAUAAGUAUUGGGUUCACAGCCCACCUUGAACAGCUUGAACGCUCGCCCGCCGCGGCACGCAUCCCAGAGCCAUGUCGGACAGUAUAACCGCUGCAGUUACUUUUGUGAUAGAAGAGCAAUAUCUUCAGAACUGUUGCAACAUUGCUGCGUUUGCGAUGUACUUGUUUGACGUUGCGAUCACUCUCGGGGACCAGAUCGACCACAUAUGGCGCCGAAGCUUUUCAGGAGUCACGGCGUUGUUCAUAACGCUUCACUUGUCGACUUUAUCCGUGUAUGUGUUGUAUAUAGUGCAGGUUCCUCUCGUUGAAUGCCAGCCUGCCUACAUUACAAACAUGGCUUAUGCUCUUGCUAGCUCGGUUCAAGUGCUCACGGUCGCAGCUGUUGCGGCUCUACGUAUCUAUGCUAUCAACGGACACGAUGGGCGCUUGCCCACUCUCGUCUUCUCUCUGUCUGUUGUGUCCUUUGCGAGCACGCUUUACUACUGCGUGGUUCUUACGACGGAGUUCUUGCCGCCUCCCAUCAACGCCUGCGUCGUUUAUCCUAGUCAGCUGGGUAUAUAUUCUAAGUUUUCCAUCAUCGGAAACGCUUGCUUCAUUGUAGCCGAGUUACUUGUCUUACUCAGCACGUGGCGACACACUUACGGCUUGAAGAAACUUGCAAGAGAGAAUAAUCAGGAAGUCUCCCUGACGUACCUUCUGCUACGAGAUGGUACGGUCUACUUCGGCCUGAUGUUCUUUUUAGAGAUAUUUGCCUCCGUCGGCCAAUAUGUGACCGCACUGGCAGGCGCUCCCGGAUUUGUCUUCGCACUUGAAGCCAUCCUUCUCUCGCGAUUUAUCCUCAACCUUCGACGUGUCGCGCUUCAGCUCAUGAUCCCGCAUGGCCGCCAACUGGGCGCAGCGUCGUUCUCCGCCUUCAGUUCACGGCUCUCGUUUUCGGAGCUUCAGUUCGAUUCGCGCGUCCUCGGCACCCUGGGCGGGUCUUUGGCGCUGGGCUCGUCUUACGAUGGGGAGACGGGCAUCGGCAAUGAUGUUCUAGCCGAAGGAGACCCAGAGUAUCUGGAAGAAAUGGCUGCGCACGACGAGCGGUACGAGUUGACAAACUGAAGCAAAUAGUGCGGCCACCAAUCGAGCAGCACAGGCUCUGGUUUGAAGAACUCAG